AAAUCCAACAGCAACAACAGCAGCAUCAACAACAACAACAACCAGCGACCGUUUUAGAGAGCGGAGAGAAAGAAGAGAAGUGAAAACGACGCAUCGUCCAACAUUUUCUCUCUUCUUUAAGCAAACUCAUUCUCUUCGUUUGGAUCUAUUACGCUACGCUUUUUAAUUUCUUUUUUCUAACUCAUAUUUAUCACCAUGUCCUAGACAUCACUCCUUCACUCCUUGCUUUUACUUUCUGUUUCUGCUUCUUCUUCUUCUGUUUUACGGAUCCAAAAUGGUGGUUUCCGGGUCAAUCACGCCUGGACAGGUGUCAUUUCUGCUCGGAAUAAUCCCAGUAUUUGUUGCAUGGAUAUAUUCAGAGUUUUUAGAAUAUAAAAAACAUUCAUCUCAUUCUAAAGUCCAUUCAGACACCAAUCUGGAUGAAUUGGAAAAGGAGACUAUCAAGGAAGCUGAUCGUGCUGUUUUGUUGGAAGGAGGCCUCACAAGAUCAGCUUCUGCAAGGCUUCAUAGUUCGUCCUUUAAAACAAACAUGAUUAGAUUUCUGACCAUGGAUGAUGCUUUCUUGCUAGAAAAUCGGACAACUUUGAGAGCAAUGGCUGAGUUUGGGGGAAUUCUUUUUUAUUUUUAUUUAUGUGACCGCACCAAUGUAAUUGGUUAUUCUACCAAGAACUACAAUCGCGAUCUUUUCCUUUUUCUCUACCUUCUUCUUGUCAUAGUUUCAGCUAUGACUUCUCUGAAGAAACAUAAUGACAAGUCCACAUUUUCUGGAAAGACCAUACUAUACCUUAAUCGGCAUCAGACUGAAGAGUGGAAAGGAUGGAUGCAGGUCCUGUUUUUAAUGUACCAUUACUUUGCUGCUACUGAGAUUUACAACGCGAUACGUAUCUUUAUUGCUGCAUAUGUUUGGAUGACUGGGUUUGGUAACUUCUCCUACUAUUACAUUAGAAAGGAUUUUAGCCUUCCACGCUUCGCUCAGAUGAUGUGGCGGCUGAAUUUCUUUGUGGCAUUUUGCUGUAUUGUUCUCAACAAUGACUAUAUGCUGUACUAUAUCUGCCCAAUGCACACGCUUUUCACCAUAAUGGUGUAUGGAGCUGUUGGCAUUUUUAACAAGUACAAUGAGAUAAGAUCAGUGAUGAUUGUGAAGAUUCUGGCAUGCUUUCUUGUGGUCAUCUUGAUUUGGGAAGUUCCUGGAGUUUUUGAUAUACUGUGGAGUCCUUUUUCAUUUUUACUGGGGUAUAGUGAUCCUGGAAAACUGGAUCUUCCUCGACUGCAUGAGUGGCAUUUUAGAUCUGGACUUGAUCGCUAUAUAUGGAUCAUCGGAAUGAUAUAUGCCUAUUGUCAUCCCAAUGUUGAGAAAUGGAUGGAGAAAUUGGAGGAAUCCGAACCCAAGAAAAAACUCUCAAUCAAAACAGGCAUUGUGGCAAUUGCUUUAUUGGUUGGUUACUUAUGGUAUGAAUGCAUCUACAAGCUGGACAAAGUUACAUACAACAAGUACCAUCCAUACACUUCAUGGAUUCCCAUUACUGUUUACAUUUGUUUGCGGAACUUCACUCAACAGCUUCGGAAUGUGUCUUUGACUCUUUUUGCGUGGCUUGGCAAGAUAACUUUGGAAACCUAUAUCUCGCAGUUCCAUAUCUGGUUGAGAUCAAACAUUCCUAACGGACAACCCAAGUGGCUCCUUUCUUUUAUCCCAGAAUACCCUAUGCUCAAUUUCAUGCUUACUACUGCUAUUUAUGUCUUGGUAUCUCACAGACUUUUUGAAUUAACCAAUACACUCAAGAUAGCUUUUGUACCUACAAAAGACAAUAAGCGGCUGCUGUCUAACUUUCUCGCCGGAGUUGCAAUUUCUGUGUGCUUGUACUGCGUUUCACUCAUUCUUGUCUUGAUCCCUCAUUCACCAGCCUGAAAAAUUAAAGUGAAAGUUGCACAGGGGUUUUGUAUUGAAGAAUGCAAAAACAAGUAUAGGUUGAGUGAAAUAAGGGGGUUUGGAAAAAUGUUGCUCAAUGAUAUACACUUACCAAGCAAAUGUUUCGCGAUUUUGGGGAAAGAUUUGCCUCCGUUACCAUGGCGAAGCCAAAAUUAGAUGUUCGAUUUGGGAGAGGCCGGCAAGUGGCACAGAUAUUUUUUUUUCUUUUUCUUGUAAUAUUGUGAAUCGUUAUAUAUCAAUUUUUGUCCCUCAUUUAAAAAAGAAAAUGUAGGUUCCUGUGAUAUAGAUUUAUCGUCUGGCAUAAAAAAAAAAAAAAAA
This is a messenger RNA of Pistacia vera, 2245 nucleotides long. RefSeq names its product protein REDUCED WALL ACETYLATION 3-like. The coding region runs from base 275 to 1906 and encodes 543 amino acids. Gene Ontology annotation, molecular function: acetyltransferase activity. Gene Ontology annotation, cellular component: Golgi apparatus. Gene Ontology annotation, biological process: xyloglucan metabolic process; plant-type secondary cell wall biogenesis; xylan biosynthetic process. The transcript is spliced from 17 exons. The record is from RefSeq and is a predicted model, not a curated record. NCBI's taxonomy places the organism in Eukaryota, Viridiplantae, Streptophyta, Magnoliopsida, Sapindales, Anacardiaceae.